CGCGAGGACACUUUUAUUGCUCAUAUCCCUCUAGUUGUAGAAGAAGUUCUUCUUCUUAUGCAGGUUGAUGAGGAUUGCGAUUAGUUGUGUUCAAUAUCUACAAGAAAAUCGGUAAAAUGUCGCGUCUCACCUCCCCGGCAUUCUCCCCGACGAAAAAACCAGGCAAGCUGCAGCCAAUUAAAGAUCCAUCGGCGAGCGCAGGCGGCCCUGGUGGGGCAGGGGUACUAGCUGCAUCGAAAAUUACUUCCCGACAAAGACAUGGAGCUACAUCUGUCCAGGAUGUAGUUGGCCAGAACAAAGCGGCCCUGGCAUCCACCACGCCUGGCCCUAAAUUCAGCCUGAGUCUUCUCCGUCUAGAAGCGCGGGAUCUGGAACUCGUCGCACCCUUGAGUUUUUCGAAAAACACGGAGCUCUACUUCGUCAUGAAGGUGAACGGAAUUCACUGCUUCACUUCUCACGUCGUACGAAGCAAGGAGAUGGAAAAGUUAUUCUUGAAAAACAACUAUCCAGUCGCCGCAGGCGCGAACAGCAUUUUUUCAUGGCACGGUGGUGGAGCGGCAGGAACAAUCGAUGAUGGGGACGAGUCGUCACGCCAUCGAAAAUCCCGCCGGAGCUGCACAAAAACGGAUUUACUGCAUCAGUGGCGCGGGUUGGAGGAGGUCGAGUCUGUUUCCAUUUACCUCUUCAGGGUGGUUUCGGCCACACCGGUUGAAAGCGAUUAUACGAAUGAGGUUGCGAAGAGACAGACGCGAGAAGGUGGAGCUCGAAGCGAGAGAACGAAAGUAGCCGAAAUUAAAGGUGGAGGUAGGCAAAGCGAUCAGGAUCAUGAUGCCACUGAAUCAGUAGAAGAAUCACCGAUCGCAAGGGCCCUCCGACGCACCUUGCAGGAGCAGGAGGUAAUGUUGGCCUCUUCGCAGCAGGCUCCGCGAGGUCCUGCUGGAACAGAGGUAGUCGUACCCAUAGCAGCAGUGGCGUGUGACUACAAUAUGCAUGAAAACCCCGAGAUGUUGCAUGAUGAGGACGAGGAGCACGAGUCUCCUAUCUGCAAUGAGGAAACCGCCGACGCAAACGACUUCCUUCAGGGGAAUCUUGCAGAGUUUCAUCCCUCGUCUAGUUCCAAACAUCCAGCAGCACCAACAGAAACUGCAGGAGGUCCUGAUGACGCUACUUCCACGAGCGGCAAUAAUUUUCUCGCCGACUUUGUUUCGUCGGGUGCUGGUCAACAAAAACUGUCUAGAUCGUCCAAAGGAGCGGGCGACAAGAGUCUUCCGAAGGUUUUGGACUCUCUGGGAUUCGACAAUGCUGAUCCAGGUCACGAGGGCGGCGCUACCUCAAGCGAGGAAAGCGAAGAGGACGCAGCUGCGGCGAAACUUCUCGCUGCCCUGCUUCGGGAAGACGACAGUGAGGACGAGGAAGUGGACAUAGAGCAGCAGGAUGAGGCCAGCAACAUCCCCUCUGCGGACGCAGAUGACGACGAGAAACACGACGCGACGAGAGAGCAGCAAGACGAGCUGCUAGGGAAGAGCUCGUCCUCGGCAGACGAUGGCGGGGAGGACGUUGGAAGUAGCGGCAACAGUUUCGACGCGGCGGUUUCUGGCUCUGCAGCAGGGGCACAGCACUUUCAACUUUUUGGCGGGACGAAGGAGGCGGAGGAGGGGGAGCUACAGAGUGACCAGGGCAGUGAACAAGGGGAAGCUCGCCCUGCAAUAAAUGCGAAUACGCUAGAACCACCCCAAUCAAAAACACGCGACGAUCCACCGCCCGAAGAGUCGUACAGCGAGGAAGAAGACGCGUUUGACGAGGAUGUUGACGAUGGGGAAGCUGAACAGGGGGAGCUCUCCCAAGCCCAAGCACAAAUCCAAGCACCAGCAAGCCGGGAGCUUCUAUCCUCUUCCUCCAAAAGCUCAACGUCCGUCGAAGUCGAAGGCUCGUCCGACGAGGACGAUGGAGGUCUCAACGCCGCCAUCCUGGGUUCGAGUCCGGUAAACGCCACGAAAAAAGACGAUUUGUUUCGGAAUCAAAACGAAGAGGAGGAGGAUGACGAGCCGGGUGAUAGCCUCGACCUCCCCGGCGCAUCAGCGUCCUCCUCGAAAAACAGCUCAUCAGAAGACCCUCCUGUGAAAAGCAGCAAUACAGAGGAAGAGGAAGAGCCGGGAAGCUUUCAGCUUGAGGAGGACGCUGAGAAUCAGGACCAAAAGAACGACAGCGACGACGACGAAUUUGGCUUGGACGCUUUCCUCGGCCUUGGAGGCGGGAACAAAACUACUUCGGAGGAAGAACAACCUGAAGAUUUUUUUGCCGCGGCAUUUUACGCCGACGGAGAUCACAACCAGGAAGUACCGGCUUCACCGGUAGAAGGGGCCAGCAAUACCACUGUUCGCUACGGACGGCCACUGGGCGUCAUGAAGAUUGUUCUGAAGAAAGGCGGCGUAGGAGGGGGGUCAAGCUUGUCCUCGUCUUCAUCUUCCCAGUCGCAUCAUCUUCUUAGCAACGAGUUCUACGAGCUUCCGCAGGGUAUCUGGUCCCCCGCGGACUGCCCAGUUGCGGAACCGUAUGCGGCGAACAAAAUCGAAGAGGAUCCCAGGGAGUUCGUCACCCCCGCUGCUUUGAACCAACAGGACGGACAGAUGUUGAGCCGGCAGGGUCCGAAGCUGAAAGUUGUAGUGAAAAUUGAGCUGGACGAGGACUACUGUUCGGCGGCAGACCACUUCUACGCAGGUGGAAAAACGAACAGCAGCAAACCGCGGGAAGGGAGCGCUGCGCCGCUGCUUCGGGAUGUGGAUCGAUUGUUGGAGAACGUUUUGCUGCCAUCGUCUUCAUCGUCGAAGAAGAGCUCAAAGGAGAAAACAACUAGCCGCGCUGAGACGAGCAAGGAUAAAGAAAAUGACGGGGCCCGCUCAACCACAAAACCAACCGCGGCGCCAUUGCAGCCGACCAGUAGCUUCCAGCAGUCUGUGCUUUCAGCGAAAAACUCCUACAAGGCGACUGCUUUGUCCACUUCUUCCACCACCACGACCAUUUUCGACAGCAAGCGUGCCCCCGCGUUGCGGAAGAACAUUCCACCAGACGCGAAAUUGUCCGACAUCCGCCGAUGGAGCGCGGAUUUGCGGGCGUUGAUUCUGAAGCAAAAUGAGCAGAUCGAGUACUUGACCGAGCGGGUAGCGGACUUGGAAGGGGAGGAGAGGGACAGCUUUCUGCGCGGUGGUGUGGGUCGCGGAAGAGGACAAGGGGGUAAAAAUGCGAAGGCAAAAUCCCUCCAAGCGAACCCUCGCGUCACGAGCGACGAUUUGCUCUACAUCCGCAAGUGGCCCCACAUUCGGGCGGAUCUGCGGGGGCAGAUUCUACCCAGCGAACCGCUGGAAGUAUUGGCCGUUGUGGACGACGGCUCGUGGGCUUUGAUUCGACGCUUAGCUCCGAAGAACAGCACGACAACUACCGGGAGUAGCAGCAGCUUGAGCAAGCAAAGCAAGAUCAAGAAAUCUGCGAUGAACGAGGGGGAGGGGUUUGUUGAGACGGCCAGUUUGCAACCGCUGCCGCUGAACUACGAGUUGCGGGAGAAGGUUUUUGCUGUGGGAAGGACCACAGGUGGUGCUGAUGCGGUGGCGCAACCAAGCGGAAGUGGGAAGAGCAAAAACGGAGAGGACGAAAGCUUGGCGCUGCAAGAUUUCUUUCACGAUAUGGACCAGGACCGGGACAAGGCGGUGACGAAAAAAGAGUUUUUGAACGCCAUGCGCAAAUUGAACAUCGACAAUGGGGAAUUGUUGUGGAGAAAAUCGGUGCCGCGUGCUGCAGGUGGCAAGUCAUCAGAGGACCAGUUGAUGACGUAUCAGACUUUCGUGAAGCUGGUGUCUUCCUCUUCAAAUCAGCAAAGAUUGUAGUCUAGUUGCAAAGCACGACCGUGGGUGUGUGUUGUUUCUCAUUUUCUGAGUCCUCGGUGAGUAUUGAUGCCUAGCAUUUGCACGGACAAGCACGAGUCGC
Molecule: messenger RNA, 3978 nt
Organism: Amoebophrya sp. A120
Lineage: Eukaryota; Dinophyceae; Syndiniales; Amoebophryaceae
Source: the annotation of a GenBank genome assembly